Phyllopteryx taeniolatus (common seadragon) is the source of this 719-nucleotide messenger RNA. Its product is annotated as transmembrane protein 238-like. The transcript is spliced from 2 exons. NCBI's taxonomy places the organism in Eukaryota, Metazoa, Chordata, Actinopteri, Syngnathiformes, Syngnathidae. Bases 170 to 499 code for a protein of 109 amino acids. The record is from RefSeq and is a predicted model, not a curated record.
UGGCGCCAGUGAGUCACAGAAAACCACAGGACAGGUCGAGCAGGCGACGAUCGGGUGUCAGGUUUCACGGUUUACUGGGACUCGGGAGUCAUUCGUGCUGGGGAGUAUCAGAGACUAUUUGUGAAUACGUUCAGUUACCGAAGUUAGCAAAUCUGGCCACCAUCAAGCAAUGGCCCCGAAGUACAACGGCCUGUCCCACUGCAAGCUGGCCCUGGUGUUUGCUGUGCUGAUGGACCUGCUGGGCGUGACAUCCCUAUUGCUGGGUGUCUUCGCGCCACUGGAGAUCCGAGGACGAGACUUUGGGGAUUUUCUGGUGUACUCGGGAGCUCUGCUGGUGCUCCUGUCCUUGGCGGGCUGGGUCUUGUGGUACAGCGGCAAUAUUGAGGGCCUGACCUCCAGAAAGGAGCUGGGGGACGCUAUGGGCGGCGCUGUAGACCGCCUGGCCCGAUCCCUGAGCAGGAGGAUACGGCUCCCCAGGACUCGCAGCAGUCCGACAUAGACACUGGAGCACGCACAAACACCCUGCCUGAGGCAAAGGAGUGCCAUUAUGUACAAGGACAAAGUACAGUGAUUGUAACGCAAUACACUGCAGUGUUUCAACACAUAGGGAUACGUAAGGUACACGUUCUAUUGUAUAUCUGGUGUUGUCAUCACAGUAAAACAAGCCAGAACUGAAGCUAUGAAAUAAAUCACUAUUUUUAUGUACAAGAUUAAUUUUA